AUGAGAGUGGACCUGCGAGUGAUCCCGCCGCCGGCGACGGUGCGGGAGAGCACGGGGGCGGCUGUGUGGGAGAUGGCGGCAGAUGCGGGAGGGUAUGUCGGCGACGGUGCGGGAGAGAAUGGAGGCGACGGUGCGGAAGAGCAAGGCGGUACGGUGGACGAGAUGGAGCAAGGCAACUACGGCGGGGGUGGCAGCGUCGACGAUGUAGACGACGGCCAACUCCCCCCAUGCCCAGGAGUCUUGUAUAUUCUACCCGACUCCAAUCGGCUGCCCGUCGCAGGCUACCCUUUCUGCCUGCGUGGCAGGGGGCAAACGCCAUGGCCGUGGUCCUGCACUAUCCUUGAAGGCACCGUCUCGCUGCAUGCAGUGGCGGACCCAAAGACAGGGAAUUUGGCGUGCGAGGGAGCGGCGUCUGCGUACGGUGGGCCGUGCGAGUCAUGCCAGUUGCUUUCGGAAAAUAGGCAACCGAAAGGCGUUAUCGAGCGAGCGAAGGAAGAAGUGGUGGUAGUUCGUGACGGUGGGAGGAAGCAUUGCGAGCUGACGGCGCACCACCUCGCUGAGCGGACGAACGUCCACAAAGAUCGUACUCAGCAACAGCGUCUACCGUGGUUCGACUCCAGCAAGCACACAGGGAGACUGACGGAGAACUUCGACGUCCACAAGCGCAUCACCCUGCUCCUUGGAUCCAAGAACAUCCCCGGUUUGAAGAGAGUGUUUGCAGAGUCCCUCCGCAAGGGCAGAUCGCCACACGCAAUCCUGGACCAGCUGACGCGGGCGAUGAACGGAGUUUAUCGCACGCAGAGCUACAGCGACGCCGACAUCGAUAUGGCGGCCGUAACGACGAUGCUCGGGCGGAGUGCUCUGCUGAACGUCCUCUGCAAAGCGGAUGGUCUUCCGAGCGUGUCUGACGUCCAGAAGAAGCUGCAGGAGAGCGAUGUGGGGUUUUCCACAUGCGCUAUGGGUGACUCCUCCUCCAUAGAAGCAGCGGUGAGGGCUAACAUCCAUGCCUUCAUGGCAACGCUGAAGCCUGGCAAGCAUUUGUGGUUUCUAAUGGUAGACGAGAUUGCGGUCAAUCCGCGGCCCCAAUGGGAACGCGAGGACGGCACAUACACAGGCGACAACCAGGUUUUGGGAAUCUGCGGUCAGCACACGACGACGGGCGUGGACACGACGCUAUUCGACAUGGACUCGCUGGUCACGCUGAAGGACCUACUGGACAAGGGCGCCAUCCAUUUCACGACAGAAGGAUCGAUGUUCGUGAUCGGAAAAUUCGGUGGCGGGGGGUCUGCAGCAUUCCCCGUGCUUUUGCUGGACUCAUGCAAGGCGUCCAACCCUGAGCAACAGAACGCCAUCAUCGAGCAGAUUUUGGACUUUUGGGCAGAGGUGGCCGAGCCCGAGUACGGGCCAAUGAUCACGGUAGACACCGAUGGAGACGCCCAGCGUCGGUUGCUUCUGGUGGAAGAUUUCACGAUGUUCAAGUUGGCGCGCCUGAGGUUGCCGUGGAGCACGGAACUCCUUACCAUGCCCCUGCUGGACACGAAGAAGUCUUCCGCGCCUUCUACCCCGGCGAAAGGGAGAGGACAGAACGUCGUCAGGCUUUUGAAGACUGUGGCGCAAGUGGGAUUGGCGCCGGAUGAUCGCGUUGAGGAGGCGUUGGCAGGGAAACCGUUCCUCAAGAGGGUUCACGCUAACAUGAAGAUCCUCGUCAUCAUCAACAAGCACUUGCUUGCGAUGCUCUUCGAGAACAUGAGGGGGGUGGCUUCCAUCCUCGCAGGACUGGCCUGUGUCGCCCACUUGUCCCUCUUGCUCUACCGCGCCAACAGAAUGAAGUUCUUCCCCGCUCAGUUAUACCACGACAUGCAGACCAUAGUCCGGAGCGCCUACUUCUUGGUCGCGAUAGCGAAGCACGUGUGCCCCGAGGAUCCACUGUUCUUCUUCCAGCUUGGGACCGACCGGUUGGAGCAGCUGUUCGCGUUCGUUCGUACGACCACUCAUGACCGGAACUGCGACAUGCUGCUGCUGGCCCUUCGAUUCGCGAGCGCGUACCAACUCGCGAAGAUCUACGACAAGCACCCCAGUUGGCGACGGCCAUCGAAACGGCUCGAGGGUUCUGAAGACGCCAUGAACACGUUAUCAUGGAUGGAGGGGGCAGAGGGUAACACCCGUGUGGAUGGCGUGGACCUGCGAGAGUGCUGGGUGAACGGAAGAGAAAAGGCGGUGGGUGCUCUCUUCGCCCAUCCGCACUACAAUGGCAAGGUCGACCUCGAUACCUUCCGAAAUCUUCAGAACGCCGGCAUCACGAUGUUCAAGCCACUGGAUGGGAACACUAUGCCGGGAGUUUCGUCCAAGGAAGAUGCGCUGGAUGAGAAUGACGAGAGCGGAGAGGCGAACCAGGCGGAGGAGAAAAGCGAGCAGGCUGUCGAGCAGGACGAAAGUGUUCCGGCGAACCAGCCGGGGGAGGAGAAAAGCGAGCAGGUCGACUCGGCCAAUGGACCGGUGAGGGGCGGAGGGCUACAAAUGGAGAGCGAGCGAUCAGACAAUCGAAGGAGGGCGGAAAGCGAGGAAGGGUCGAUAGAUGCCGGCGAUGGGGUGGGGGGGGGCGGCGAUGGGGUGGUAGUAGAUAAGGGUGGCGAUCCCGCCAUCGACAAAGCAAGGCAACUCGAAGAAGACGAUGAUGCCGAGGCGUUGUUCGACGAGACCGUGGACCGUCUGGCAACGCGGACGAAGCGAAUUUCCGUUCCCCGAGUCAUCAAGUGUGGAGAUAAGGAGGUGAACGUAGCUGUGGUGCUGCUGUUCACGUAG
Molecule: messenger RNA, 2802 nt
Organism: Ectocarpus siliculosus
Lineage: Eukaryota; Phaeophyceae; Ectocarpales; Ectocarpaceae
Source: the annotation of a GenBank genome assembly